AAUGCAGGAAAAAAGUAUAUUCUUUGAACUUCCUUAUUGGGAGUAUAAUUUGUUGCGACAUAAUCUUGAUUUUAUGCAUAUUGAAAAAAAUGUGUGUGACAAUGUAUUAUAUACUAUGCUCAAUGAUAAGAAUAAAUCAAAAGACAAUCUCAAUGCUUGGAAAGAUUUGAAACAAAUGGGUAUAAGGCCUGAUCUUUGGCCUGAUGAAAAAGGGACAUAUCAUCUUGCGUUGUAUUCACUGACACGUGAUACCAAAAAGUUAUUUCUUAAAACUUUGAAGAAUGUCAAACUACCAGAUGGUUAUUCAAGCAACAUUUCAAGAUGCAUUAAUGAGGAACAACAAAAGAUAUUCGGACUGAAAAGUCAUGAUUGCCAUAUUAUAAUGGAACAACUUUUACCAUUUUCCAUACGCAAUUUAUUGCCACACAAUGUUACAACAGUCUUGGUGGAGUUAUGUUCAUUUUUUAGAGUUCUUUCUGGGAAAUGUUUGAACUUGUCAGAACUUCAAAUUCUCCAAGAUCGCAUAGUUAUUACACUUUGUCACAUGGAAAUGUUAUUCCCUCCAUCAUUCUUUACAUUUAUGGUUCAUUUAACUGUUCAUCUUAUAGAGGAAGCUAAACUUGGAGGUCCGGUGCAUUAUAGAUACAUGUAUCCCAUAGAGAGGGAAUUGGGUCAUUUAAAGUCUUUUGUGCGUAACAAGGCUCAACCAGAAGGUUCUAUAGCUGAAGGUUACUUAGCCGAAGAGUCUCUUACUUUUUGUUCUCGAUACCUUGAUAAUAUAGAGACAAGAUUUAAUAGACCUGGUCGUGUUUGUGAUGACCCAAAUGAGGACAAGUCUUCCUCUACAUCAUUUAUCUUUCCUCAACUUGGUAAACCAGUAGGAGCUUCAUCAACAUUCACUUUAACCCCAAUGCAAAAGUUACAAGCUCAUCGAUAUCUCCUUCUAAAUUGUGAAGUAGUAGCGCCAUUUAUUGAGGAAUUUAGACAAUUCAUAAAAAGAAGUUCAAGGUCAAGAAGACUUUCAUCUACAAAGAUUGAAAAGAGAUUAGUUAAAGAGUUUGCUGAUUGGUUUAAAAAAUGGAUUUUGAAUCCAAAAACAUUAAGUACAAUGUCUACCGACCUUAAAAUUCUAGCUCGUGGCCCUUUAGACAGUGCAAGAAGAUUUAGUGCUUAUAACAUCAAUGGUUUCAAAUUUCGAACCUUGGCUCGAGAAGCGGGAUUGAAAACACAAAACAGUGGGGUUUUCUUAACAUACAAAACUUCUUGUGUUUCGAGCAGUGUUGACGGAAACAUGAGACAAGCAGACUUACCUUAUUAUGGGAAGUUGGAAGAUAUCAUUGAGAUUAACUACUAUGGUCGAUUCAAAGUUAUUCUUUUUAAAUGCAAAUGGGCUGACACUACACGUGAUAGAGGGUACAAAAAGGAUAGAUGGAAUUUUAAUUGUGUAAACUUUGAGAGAUUGAUUCAUAAUGGUGAUCGGGAAAAACAUGAUCCGUACAUUGAGGCAUCUCAAGCACAAAUGACAUAUUAUGUAGAAGAUUUGGUUAAUAUAGGAUGGAGUGUUGCCGUGCAUUUAAAGGCAAGAGAUUUGUAUGAAAUGGGAGACAAAAUAGAAGAGGAAGUUUAUGAAAAUGAGCCAUACGAAGAGCAACACCUUGACCAGCUUGGUAACAUUCAUGAUGAGUAUGAUCAAUUGGCAACAAACCAUUUAAGUAAUGAUUCAGUUGAAUGAAAUAUGGUUGUUGACUUGGAAACAGAUACAAUGUUUGAAUAUAAAAAUAUUAUUAUUACUCUAUUUAA
Messenger RNA from Lathyrus oleraceus (garden pea), 1800 nucleotides. RefSeq lists its product as uncharacterized. The record is from RefSeq and is a predicted model, not a curated record. Lineage: Eukaryota; Viridiplantae; Streptophyta; Magnoliopsida; Fabales; Fabaceae. The transcript is spliced from 4 exons. Bases 2 to 1732 code for a protein of 576 amino acids.